Messenger RNA from Yamadazyma jaroonii, 597 nucleotides. The record is from the annotation of a GenBank genome assembly. NCBI's taxonomy places the organism in Eukaryota, Fungi, Ascomycota, Pichiomycetes, Serinales, Debaryomycetaceae.
AUGAGUUACGAAGAUAAAACAUUUUUAUCAAAGUUGAAAGAGAAUUAUAAUCAGAAAUUCGGAAAUUUUGCCUUAACUUCUACUAUACAGAAAGUAUCGAACUAUGUUGAUAAAGAUGGGAAUUCAGAAACUGAUACAUUAAUACAUAAUUCGUUUGUUAAAUAUUUCGAAUCAAAAGGUCAACCAUAUCCAGAAUGGUUAGGUAUACCUAAUAGAAACCCCGCUAGAAUGAAUAAUACUACUCAAAAUACAAACACUUUCAAAAAUUCCCAAUACCAACCAGUAUAUUCCAGUUAUAACAGUCCUCAGCCUCAACAACAGCCUCAGCAGCCUCAAUCUCAACCACCUCAACAAGGACAAAUGUUUGAUCCAAGAGAUUCCCAAGGUACCUACAAACCAAGAUCCAGUAGAUUACAAGAUAUGCAUAAUAAAUCAAGACAACAACAUAUACCCGCAGCAGGUUACAAUACUGUUAAUACUGCACAACGAUCAAAUAGUAGAACAUCUGGAAGUAGAUUAAGAGAACGAAUGAUGAACAGUAAUAGUAUGACAGGUAUGAGUAAUCUCAUUAAUGACCAAAAUGGUGGUAGACGUUAA